Molecule: messenger RNA, 4005 nt
Organism: Cervus elaphus (red deer)
Lineage: Eukaryota; Metazoa; Chordata; Mammalia; Artiodactyla; Cervidae
Gene: PTGER1
Product: prostaglandin E receptor 1
Exons: 3
Coding region: 2708-3931 (407 amino acids)
Biological process (GO): adenylate cyclase-activating G protein-coupled receptor signaling pathway; inflammatory response; positive regulation of cytosolic calcium ion concentration
Cellular component (GO): plasma membrane
Molecular function (GO): prostaglandin E receptor activity
Source: RefSeq, a predicted model, not a curated record
GCCUGAUGAGGCUCUUGGCUGCAAGCCACCAGGCUUCCAGGCAAGGCCAGAGCUUCUUCGCCUACUCAGGGUGCAAAUCUGGCUCCCUUUCGAACAAAGCUUCCUGCCACCCUCUGGCCUGAUGUGAACAGUGGGGUAGAGGCUGCGGGCCCUUGUCUGUUCCGACCCAGUGGCCCGGAGAGCCCCCAGGCCAGAAAGUGAAAGUGUUACUCACUCAGUCCUGUCUGACUUGUUGUGACCCCAUGGACUAUAUAGCCCACCAGGCUCCUCAGCCCAUUGAAUUCCCAGGCAGGAAUACUGGAGUGGGCUGCCGACCCAAGGAUCGAACCCCAGUCUUCUGCAUUGCAGGUAGAUUCUUUGCUGUCUGGGCCAGAAGGCAUGGAGAAAGAAAGAUGAGGUGGGCUGAAGAUGGGGUCUCAGCCUGGCCCAGUCAGUGCCGAUGGGGAGGAACCCACCCCAAGGCUUGACGUUGGUGGGGGAGCAGUCACGAUGCACCCUCACCCACCCCACCCCCCCACUCCGCCAAGGCUGACUCUGGAUGUGUGGGGUCUGUCAGCGUCCAGGGCACACCAUACUUCUGUGCUGGAUGUAAUAAACCUGGAGUGCUUUUUUUUUUUUUUGGAGUGCUUGUUUUGACAACCCACUUCAUCCUUGAGGAUUGAGGGGGGACCAGGGCAGGCGGGGGUGGGACCCUCGCCAGACCUGGAGGGAAGAGCAAGGAUUGAAGCAAGGGGAACCCAGCCAGAGGUCCCCACAGGAAUGUUUGAGGACGAGCUGAGAGGCAAGGUGUGAGCCUGUUUGUUCCCCAUUUCCCACAUGCAGGCAGUGGGUCCUGGGAGGGCGGCGCAGGGACAGAGGUUGCUCCAGGAUUCCCUGGGCACCUGUGGGCACUUUUUGUGUCUGUGUUAAUCACUCAGGUUGUGAAGGGGUGAGGCUGUGAGUCUGGGUGUUGAGAGGCGUAGGACCGUCUCUCUCGGUGUUGGUGGUUUGUGACUGUGUUGAGGGAAUAAGGUGUGACAGCUGUCUUUACGUUCCAGGGUGUUUGUAACUGGCAGGGCUUCGGUGUGGAGUGUGGCUGUGUGACCGCAUCUUGGGGUGUCCAGUGCCAUAAGCGGGUUUCUCUGGGUGUUGCUGUUACUAGGGGUGUGACUGGCUAGAUCUUGGGGUAUCUAGGGGAUUACCACUCCUUAUGUCUCAGGCAUAUGGAGUGUGUACCUGUGGGGCCUGUCUUGGACUGUUAGGGGGCAUCUCUGGGUGAUUUGGGGUGUUGCUGGGGGGCUCUGUCAGUGUUAGCGGUUGUGUGCACUGCUCAAGGUGCAAGGUGAGACUGUUUGAUGGCACUAAUGGGUGUGAUGGACUUCCCAGGUGGCUCAGUAAAGAAAUAUAGGAGAUGGGGGUUCGAUCCCUGGGUCUGGAAGAUGCCACGGAGAAAGAAAUGGCAACCCACUCCGGUAUUCUUGCCUGGGAAAUCCCAUGGACAGAGGAGCCUGGCAGGCUGCAGUCCAUGGAGUUGCAAAAGAGUCAGACACAACGUAGUGACUCAGGAACAACAAGGGGUGUGAUGGUCCCUUUCACAGGGGCCUGUGUUUCAGGCUGUUGGAGUCUGUGACUAUGGGGGUCUGGUGUUGGGGGUGACACUGUCUCAGGGUGACGGUGGCUGAUGCCAAGGGUCUGAGGAAUGUGGCUGCUGCUGGGCUGGAAACAGGCCAUGAUGGUGGCGGGGUCUUGGAAUGUUAAGGGAUACAAUUGUGUAUGUUUGGGUGUGAGACCGUGUGUGUGUGUGUGUCCGUGUGCGUGUGCACACGCGCACAUGCCCCUCAGGGAUGUGAUUCUAUUCCUUGGGGCAGGAGGUGAGGACGCAGCUGUGUGCGACUUGGGACCAUGCCCUAAAGCAGGAUCUAGGAGACCGCCUACCGGUCACCACACCUCCUGGUCCCCCUGCCCCGCUUCGGCCUCCUCCCUCUCCCUUCCCUUCCUGGGGGAUGACUGGCUGUACGCCUGGGCUUUAAGCCCCUGUGUAAAUAAUGGGCGGAUCUCCUAGGCCGGCUGGGCCUGAUCCAAGCUGGUCCACCCAAGGCUCUGCCCACCAACACCCACCCAGCAUCCAGGAAGGCUCUGGCAGGGCAAGAGGCUGCCGCUGGCCCCACUCAGGGCUCGCUCUCCCACCUCGCAGCCCUGGUGGGGGUAGCGGCGCCCCCCCUAAGCCGCCCCCGCCUGCCCUGGGCGACACUCACAUUUUCCAGUGUUUAGAUUUUAUCCACUUUAUUAAUGAGGCAGGCAAGAGGCCCACGCCUGGGGGGCGGGGAAGGGGGCUGCUCCCGUCCCACUAGGGGAAGAGGGUCACGGGGCAGGGAGGACAGGCCAACUUCCUGGAGGCCCCCACUUCCUCGGGAGGGGAGCUAAGUGGUCCGGGACCACUCCCAGACCAUUGCCAGGAGUGCGGGGGGGGGGGGGGUGGUCCUUGCCAACCCAAGUCCCCUGAAGGCAUACACCCAGUGGAACUGGCCCCUGGAGGCUGGAGUGGGCAGCGGGAGGAGGCAGGGAGUGGAGGAGCCGCCCCAGGAGGGAGGGAGGGGGAGGGAGCGGCCUGCCGGAGAGCUCGGCAGCAGGCUGGGGUGCAGCGGCGCAGCGGGGCGGCAGGGGCCAAGUGGAAGGCGAUGGGGACCCUGCAUCCGAGGCAGCACCGGCCCCACCCGCAGCACCUGACAUGAGCCCCUGCGGGCCCCUCAACCUGAGCCUGGCGGGCGAGGCGACCACGUGCACGGCACCGGGGUCCCCCAACACGUCCGCCGGACCACCGUUGGGCCUGGCGGGCGCAUCGCCCGCGCUGCCCAUCUUCUCCAUGACGCUGGGCGCUGUGUCCAACGUGCUGGCCCUGGGGCUUCUGGCGCAGGCCGCGGGCCGUCUGCGGCGCCGCCGCUCAGCAGCCACCUUCCUGCUGUUCGUCGCCAGCCUGCUGGCCACCGACCUGGCGGGCCACGUGAUCCCGGGGGCGCUGGUGCUGCGCCUGUACGCGGCGGGGCGCGCGCCUGCCGGCGGCGCCUGCCACUUCCUGGGCGGCUGCAUGGUCUUCUUCGGCCUGUGCCCGCUGCUGCUGGGCUGCGGCAUGGCCGUGGAGCGCUGCGUGGGCGUCACGCGGCCGCUGUUGCACGCAGCCCGCGUCUCGGUGGCCCGUGCGCGGCUGGCUCUGGCAGCGCUGGCCGCCGUGGCCUUGGCCGUGGCGCUGCUGCCGCUGGCGCGCGUAGGCCGCUAUGAGCUGCAGUACCCCGGCACGUGGUGCUUCAUCGGGCUGGGCCCGGCGGGAGGCUGGCGCCAGGCGCUGCUCGCCGGCCUCUUCGCCGGCCUCGGCUUGGCUUCCUUGCUCGCCACGCUCCUGUGCAACACGCUCAGCGGCCUGGCCCUGCUGCGCGCCCGCUGGCGGCGCCGCCGCUCUCGACAGCACUUCCCAGCGGGAGGAGGCCCCGACAGCCGUCGUCACUGGGGAGGGCGCGGACCCCGCUCGGCCUCAGCUUCGUCCGCCUCGUCCGUCGUUUCGGCCUCCGCCGCCCCGGGCGGCUCUCCGGGCCGUGGUUCCUCGCGCAGAGCCCGCGCCCACGACGUGGAGAUGGUGGGCCAGCUCGCAGGCAUCAUGGUGGUGUCGUGUAUCUGCUGGAGUCCCCUGCUGGUGGUGGUGGUGCUGGCCGUCGCAGGCUGGGGCUCCAGCUCCCUGCAGCAGCCGCUGUUUUUGGCCGUGCGCCUCGCCUCGUGGAACCAGAUUCUGGACCCCUGGGUGUACAUCUUGCUGCGCCAGGCAGUGCUUCGCCAACUGCUUCGCCUGCUGCCUUCAAGGGCAGGCGCCAAGGGCAGCCAUGCGGGGCUGGGCCUAACCAGGAGCACUUGGGAGGCCAGCUCGCUGCGCAGUUCUCGGCACAGUGGCCUCAGCUCCUUUUAGGCACGCCUGGCGUCUAAGCCAGACCACUCCGGACCGGCCUCAGGUCCGCAUCGCAGAGCCUUCGGGGAAUGAAA